AAAUCAAAUCAUCCAACCUCAUUUAUGCGCUGUCAAAAAAUUGACUUCUGUGUGAAGUUUUAGGUCGGGACGAAGCAGGUCGGAAACAUCGGGGCAAUGUCGUAUUGAGUUCAAUUCAUUUAUUUCAUAAUACAGAGAGGGAGAGGAGAGGGAUAGAGAGAAGGGCUGCAUGCAAUAUGGGGAUUGCAGGGGAAGCAUUAAUGAGGGAUUUGAAGGGUUUGCCUCCAGGUUUCAGAUUUCAACCGACAGAUGAAGAACUGAUUUGCGAUUAUCUGAGGGAAAAAUCCUCCAAAUCCCCCAAACAUGUUUAUUUGGGCUUGAUUACAGAUAUAGAUUUUUACAUGUACGAGCCCUUCGACUUGCCGGGAAUAUCGUGCUUUGAGGGAACAGGUGUGGAUAACGAUAAGCAGUGGUUUUUCUUCACGCACGGAGAUUCGAAGAAGUAUCUUAAGGGGUCGAGGCUCAACCGCGCAACACGGGGUGGCUAUUGGAAGACCACGGGCAGAGACCGCGAGGUUUUCUCAAAUGGUGUAAUUGUAGGGAUGAAGAAGACACUCGUGUUUUAUCAAGGCCGGGCGCCUCAUGCGGGGCGGACCAACUGGAUCAUGUAUGAGUAUAGGCUUGCUAAUGACUCCGACGCCAACGCCAAAUUCUGUUCGUCGGGAAAAGAACCGUCAAAAAAGGAUUCUUUUGUCCUAUGCCGAGUGUCUCUGAAAAAUGGCAGUGAGAAAAAGACCAAAGGGCAGCAUGGAGGUUUAGAUCAAGGAGAAAAAUCAACUCCAGCAGGUUCUGCAGUUGCUACAGAAAAAGAACUGCAUGAGAAUGUGAUAAUUUCAACUGCAAAGGAGGUUGAAAUAAGAGACAGAGAUUUACCUUUUGGGCCUUUCACUACUUCCUCUGAGGAAAAUUGCCUUCCUCCAGAUGAUGAUCUUCAAAAGUUUUUACUAGAAUGCCUUCACGAUCCUGCUGAGGAAGAGACUGGUGAUGGUUUACUGCAAGUUUCAGAUGGGGGUGUACAAUCCAAUUUAUUUGAUGAGCUUUAUGCUUCUUCAAAGGACAUUGACAGUCUAAAUGAUGAAGCAAGCAUUUUGAGGCCUGGUUAUUUAGUUGAUUCAAGAAUAAAUGGAGAAAACAAUGUACCUACAGAUCUUUUCAUGCACGGAGACACUUCUGAAUUGUGGGAUUUGGAUGGAUUUUCAUCUCCAUCUGUUUUAGCUGGAGACUUUUUGGAAUUGAAAGACAUGAUACUUCCGUGGUAGUUGAAUUUUGUUGUCUAUACAGAUUUCUGUCACAAAUAUGGCCUAUGAUUGCCCCUGAUUAUUCACUUGUCAUGAAAAAUAUUCAGACACACCAGAACAUCAUUUGCAAGGACUUCUUGGAUACUGUAAGCUCAAAUGUGAGCUUGUAUGGCUUGUUAUGGAUAUGGAUGAGCAGCUGAAGAAAAUUCUGGAAAGUUAGAAUAGGUUAUUUGGAUGGUCAAGCUUGAUUCAGAUGAAAAACUUCUCAGCUUUUGAAUACAGCAGCAGUCAAUGUGUUAUAGUGUUAGCAACACUUUCUAGGACAUCCUAUUUAUGGGAUGUGCUCAUCUGUUUAAAGGUACAUUUGCUUGAAAUCCAAAUUAUUUGCUGUUUGAAGAUAACUAGAGGGAGAAGUUAUUUGCUGUUCGACUAUGACUCAAUGGAGAAGCGCAUGAAACCUCUUCAGCACUUCUUUAUGGUUCAAAAUGCUGAAGUAUUCUUGAAAGUCAUCAGCUCUUAUUUACAGAAGGAAACUGCUACAAACCAAAUUAAAUCAACUUAAUGGUUUGGUGUCAUUUUGACAUGAUUCUGUUUGUUGAUUACAUGAUUUAUAUAUAUUUGGCUGGAACCUAAUUUAAGGAUUCAGAGUUUUGCUGAAAUAAUUAAGGUAAAGGUUAGAUUUUCUGAGUUAAA
Messenger RNA from Cryptomeria japonica (Japanese cedar), 1931 nucleotides. RefSeq names its product NAC transcription factor 29. Gene Ontology annotation, biological process: regulation of DNA-templated transcription. The record is from RefSeq and is a predicted model, not a curated record. The coding region runs from base 177 to 1259 and encodes 360 amino acids. The transcript has 5 exons. Gene Ontology annotation, molecular function: DNA binding. NCBI's taxonomy places the organism in Eukaryota, Viridiplantae, Streptophyta, Pinopsida, Cupressales, Cupressaceae.